GUAGGAAGUACAGCUUUAAGAAUGGCAUCUCAAAGCGGUCAUGUAGAUAUAGUGAACUUAUUACUUGCUAAAUCGGCUGAAGUGAACACCCAAUCUCAGUUUGAUUAUACAGCCCUACUUUAUGCCAGUCUAAGAGGACAUGUAGAUAUUGUAAAAACAUUGUUAGAGAUAGGUGCAGAUGUAAAUGCAACAAAUCAGGAAAUGUCGAAGAGCCGUGGAAGGCUUCCUGAUGCCGACUUAAAAACUCUUCAAUAUUUCCAUGUCAGGCUUAAAACAGAUCUUUGUCCUUUUCCACUGGCAGACCAUUUAUAUCAGAAGGGAGUUAUCGAUGAGGAGGAGUUGGAUAUCAUAACAACAACGAAAGAACGAAGUGGGCGUGCCGCAGGCGUGCAAAAAAUGCUGGAAAUUUUGCGAUUUACGGGGAGACGGGCAUUCCAUUUGUUUCUUGAGUGUCUUGAAAAUAAAGAUGUAGGAUAUGAAGAAUUGGCUAAAGACCUUAGGAAACACAAACAGACUCUUCUGUCCGUUUGA
This is a messenger RNA of Lottia gigantea (owl limpet), 531 nucleotides long. RefSeq lists its product as hypothetical. Lineage: Eukaryota; Metazoa; Mollusca; Gastropoda; Lottiidae. Gene Ontology annotation, molecular function: protein binding. Gene Ontology annotation, biological process: regulation of apoptotic process. The transcript has 3 exons. The annotation marks the transcript as partial. The record is from RefSeq and is a predicted model, not a curated record.